AUGUCAAAAAGAACAAAUUCAAAUAUAUUAAAGACCAGUAACAGCAAUGAUAACAGCAUAGAUGAAAAUAGUUUCGAUAGUACAAAUAGUACAUUAAAUAACAGUCUUAAUAACAGUUUUAAUAAUAGUUUUGAGUUUAAAGAUAGUUUGGUUAAUCCUAGUCCAAUUAAAAAAGUAAAGAAUUUGUUCGAUUUUUCAAGAGAUUUAAAUGAACAGUCAGAAGACGAAGAGGAUGAAUUUUUAAAAGAUGAUGAUGAUAUACCCAAAGAUAAAGAUUUAGAGCCAAGUACAACUACGACAAUAGCCACCACACCAACAACACCUAAUAAAACAACAAAUAACUUUCUCGAUUUUACCUCAAGCUUUCAAGCUGACGAAAAUGAAGGUAUAGACAAUGACGAUUUGGAUCUUAGCGUAUCUGCCGAUGAUAUUCUACUUUCACAAUUCGAAACAUUAAAAUCAGAAUGGGACUCCAAUACAUAUAAAAAAUCACCACCUAUAGUUUUAAAAUCAGUUUUUCAUUUUUAUUACAAGGAUUCUGAAAAAAUAAUUCAACAAUUAAAAAAAAAAGGGUUGGUUAGAGUUUUUCAAAUUUUAACAAGUUUAAAUGACUAUUAUUUAGUUUUAACAUCAGAUUUUAUACAAUGCAUAGAAAAGUUAAAAACCGAAUCUAAUGUGGUCAGUUCAAAAGUUAAACCAGAAACACUAACAAAUAAUAUAGUUAAAUCAUCAAGUCCAAUAAAAUCAGCACCAAUAGAUACAACACUAUUAUCAAAGCAACAGGUUUUGGAUUUAUUUAUUAGCAGGCUAAUACCAAAUUUCUCGGAUAUAUCAAUCAGUAAAUUUAAACUACAACAGGUUUUACAAAUUAAAAACUCUCAUCAAAUAGAUAAUAUAGUUACCAUUUUGGUUCAGUGCGGUUUAUUAUUAUUAAAAGAAGAAAAUAUUUAUUAUUUUAGUACUCCUGGUACAGGUGGUUUUUGUUCAAGUUUAAUUAAGGGCAGAAAAGAGAUAGUUUCAUUCAUAGAUCGGUUAAAGUAUAAAGAAAUUUUAAAAUCCGAAUUGUUAACUAAAAGGUUUCGUUCAAAAAUAAGUGUACAACUACUCUAUAAAGAUUUAUUAGGCUCCAGUAAAAUUAAAAUGUAA
Dictyostelium purpureum is the source of this 1146-nucleotide messenger RNA. RefSeq lists its product as uncharacterized. The record is from RefSeq and is a predicted model, not a curated record. Gene Ontology annotation, molecular function: protein serine/threonine kinase activity. The transcript has 2 exons. Bases 1 to 1146 code for a protein of 381 amino acids. NCBI's taxonomy places the organism in Eukaryota, Evosea, Eumycetozoa, Dictyosteliales, Dictyosteliaceae. Gene Ontology annotation, biological process: protein phosphorylation; positive regulation of Ras protein signal transduction.